UUUUUUAAUUCAAAAUAUUAAAAACGCUUCACUAUCUGGAAGUAAAAAUUCCUCUCUGCCAAUAAUAAUCCACAGAAAUGGAGCACAUCUCCCUCACUCACUAGCUCAAAAAAAAAACAAAAAACCCUCAAAAUCAGUCACGAAUGGAGGAGAAACCGGCGGGGAGCUUUGCCGACUCGCCGGCGUCAUUUGAACCGACAACUUCAAGGCGCCGGGCUGGAGGGCACAAAAGGAAAGCAAAUUCACAUUCAAACUCUCUCUCUUCACCUCUACCAUCGAAACGGCUCACUCGCGAGAAAGCUGGAUUUUCUAAUCUCUCGAUCCAUAACGGUCCGUUGACUAGAGCGAGACAAAUCCCUAACAUCUUGGCUUCUUCGGCGCCUUCAGCAGGCGUGAAGAUCGAACAGAAGGUAGUUGCGGCGGUGCCGGAUGCCGCUGCGGUGGUGGAGGAGGAGAGGAGGAGUAGGGUGGAGGAAUUGCAAGCAGAAAUUGAAGCAGAGUUUGAGGUUAUUAGAUCUCGUGAUUCUAAUGCUCAUGUUGUGCCUAGUCAUUGUGGUUGGUUUUCAUGGACACAAAUUCACUCGCUUGAGGAGCGUUUGCUGCCUUCAUUCUUUAAUGGAAAGUCCCAAAGCCGGUCACCUGACACCUAUUUAGAUAUACGUAAUUGGAUUAUGAAGAAGUUUCAUGCAAAUCCAAACACUCUUAUUGAAGUGAAAGAUUUAUCAGAACUUGAAGUUUCAGACUCGGAAGCGAGGCAAGAGGUGUUAGAGUUCUUGGACUAUUGGGGAUUAAUUAACUUUCAUCCAUUACAAUUAGAUUCUGUUACAAACGCUGAUGGUGAUGGAGCAGCAAAGAAAGAUUUGUCACUUGAAAAGUUGUUUCGCUUUGAAGCCAUUCAAACAUGUCCACCUGUUGUUACUAAACCUAACUUCACAGCUCCAACUACACCAUCUAGAUUGUUUCCUGAGUCGGCAAUUGCUGAAGAGUUGGCUAAGCUUGAGGGGCCAUCUGUUGAGUACCACUGCAAUUCUUGUUCAGCUGAUUGCUCGCGCAAACGCUAUCAUUGCCAGAAGAAGGCAGAUUAUGAUUUAUGUGCCGAUUGCUUUAAUAAUAGAAAGUUUGGCUCAAACAUGUCCUCAUCAGAUUUUAUUCUCAUGGAGCCUGCUGAGGCUGCUGGUGUAAGUGGUGGAAAGUGGACAGAUCAAGAGACUCUACUUCUUCUUGAAGCAUUGGAACUCUAUAAAGAAAACUGGAAUGAGAUUGCAGAACAUGUUGCCACAAAAACGAAGGCUCAGUGUAUAUUGCACUUUGUUCAAAUGCCAAUUGAGGAUGCCUUUUUUGACUGCGCCAUUGAUAUGGAUGGUACUUCUAAAGAAACAGCAGAUGCUGAUGCAACAAAUGAUGAUACAUCUGCCCCUAAAGAUGUCCAUGAUACAAGUGAGAGCAAAACAGGUGCUGAUGAGGAUCAACACUUGACUGUGCCAAUGGAAGGUUCAAAACCAGAAGAUACGACUGGAGUAAAAGUUUCUCAGGGAGGUGAUGUGAUUAAUGGUCAGGAAACUUCAAAAUCUGAAUAUGUCAGUGGAGUGAAAGCUGGUGAGGAAAUGGGUGAAAAUGUUGCACUCAAGGCUCUUACAGAAGCAUUUGAAGCUGUUGGCUAUUCCCCAACUCCUGAAAACCGACUUUCAUUUUCUGAAGUUGGAAAUCCUGUCAUGGCUUUGGCUUUGUUUCUGGCAAGAUUGGUGGGACCUGAUGUUGCUACUGCUUCAGCCUGCAGUGCUUUGAAAUCCUUGUCUAGCAAUUCUCCUGGCAUGCAGCUGGCAUCAAGGCAUUGCUUUCUCCUGGAAGAUCCACCAGAUGAGAGAAAGAAACCAUCUUGCAGUGAUUGUGUUGCUACUGAAAUGGCUGAUCAGGAUGCUCUAAAGGACAAGCAGGAGGGAAAAAGCCAGAAAGGGAAUAGCCCUACCUCAGGUAUAGACAACAAAGAUUUGUCAGAUGAUUACAGUGACAAGAAAGUUGAAGACUCCGUUCCUGAAGAGAAGAAACCUCUGGAUUCUUCAAAAGGUGAAUUCCCAGAUAAAGUAGAUGUUGUAAACGGAGGAGAGAUAGUGGUUACUCAUGAGGAAGUUGAACCUGGUAGAUCAAAGGAAUCUAGCAAUUCAGAGCUACCUCAGGACCACACACCAAGUAUUGUAAACAAAUCAGAUGAGAUACCACCCAAGUCAGGGUGUCCACCAAGCUCCGGGAAGGAACCACUGGAAGUACCUUCAGCUGAAGAGCAUUCUCAGCUUACAGAGGUGGCUAAGGAUGUGGAUAUGGUGUCUAAUUUGAAGCCCCCAGAAAAGAAUGGGCGUUCUCAAUCAUUUACAUCAAUGUCAGUUGAUGAACCCUCUCAAGCUGUUGAUGUGUCAAAGGAUGUGGACAUGGUGUCUGAUUCUCUGCCUGCGGACAACAAUGGGUCGCAGCAACCAGUGAAGUCAAAUGCAACAGGAGAGCAGUCUCAAACUACAGAGGCAACAGCUGAUGUAGACAUGUUAUCUUCACAGCCUUCAGAAGUGAACGAGCCCUCGGAUCCAAAGGUUGAAACUGGAGCCACCGCAGAUGAGGUUCCAAAAGACAGCAAGAAAGAGAAGCCUGAUAGUGAAGUGAUUAAAGAUGACAAUAACAUUGAUAAACUGAAGCGUGCUGCAGUUUCAGCUAUCUCAGCAGCAGCAGUGAAGGCAAAACUUCUUGCAAACCAGGAAGAGGACCAAAUUCGGGAACUUGCUGCCUCACUGAUUGAGAAGCAGCUACAUAAGUUGGAAGCCAAGCUGGCUUUCUUUAAUGAAAUGGAUAGUGUUAUAAUGAGGGUGAGGGAGCAACUGGACAGGUCAAGGCAGAGACUUUACCAAGAACGAGCUCAGAUAAUUGCAGCCCGACUUGGUUUACCACCUUCAUCUAGAGCAAUGCCACAAGCAUUACCUUCCAACAGAAAUGCAAUGAACUUUGCAAACGCAUUUCCGAGACCACCAAUGAACAUGGCUACCCAAAGGCCACCAAUUUCAACGCCACCAAUGAACAUGGCUACCCAAAGGCCACCAAUUUCAACGCCGAUGGGUACAUUGGCUAAUACCCCUCCUGGAACAUUUGUGUCAACAACCACUACAGCAGGAAAUUCAAUUCGGCCUUCUAGUCAGGACAAAAUUUCUUCAAUUGGAACAAAGUAGUCUUUCAUCAGAAUGCGUGUGAAUAGAACUGCAUUGAUUCUUAUACCCAGUCAGCUAUGACUAGUUUUAUCAAUUAAUUUUUUGGAAGGUCAUGAGGGCGCAGUUUGUCUCCUUUUGCAGUGUUAUUACAGUGCAGUAAGUCUGUGCCCUAUAUUAGAUGGUAAAUCGUGCUCUGCAGUCUCCUGGGAAAAAAAGGGCUGGUGUCUUCUACAAUCUUCUCGUUUGAAGCCACUGUUGUCACUGUAAU
Molecule: messenger RNA, 3453 nt
Organism: Populus euphratica (Euphrates poplar)
Lineage: Eukaryota; Viridiplantae; Streptophyta; Magnoliopsida; Malpighiales; Salicaceae
Product: SWI/SNF complex subunit SWI3D-like
Exons: 8
Coding region: 144-3206 (1020 amino acids)
Molecular function (GO): zinc ion binding; protein binding
Source: RefSeq, a predicted model, not a curated record